Messenger RNA from Chanos chanos (milkfish), 2295 nucleotides. It is a transcript of the gene mmel1, whose product is annotated as membrane metallo-endopeptidase-like 1. Gene Ontology annotation, biological process: protein processing. The record is from RefSeq and is a predicted model, not a curated record. The transcript is spliced from 23 exons. NCBI's taxonomy places the organism in Eukaryota, Metazoa, Chordata, Actinopteri, Gonorynchiformes, Chanidae. Gene Ontology annotation, cellular component: plasma membrane. The coding region runs from base 1 to 2295 and encodes 764 amino acids. Gene Ontology annotation, molecular function: metalloendopeptidase activity.
AUGGGAAAAUCCGAGAGCCAAAUGGACAUAAUGGAGAAAUCACCCAAACAAAGAAAAUAUCGUUGGACAUUCACAGAGAUCGGUUUGUCCAUCCUUCUGUUGCUGAUGAGCUGUGCUUUGGGUGGACUAAUAGUGCUCUAUACAACGGCGCUGAAAGAGCGGUCCAACAGAAUUGGAGCAUCCAAAGGGCCACAGCAUCGGACUAGCACCAAUAAUGUGUGCACUACCCCCGAAUGUGUCACAGCAGCUGCCCGACUGCUCCAGAACAUGGACACCAGUGUGGAGCCUUGUCAGAACUUCUAUCAGUAUGCAUGUGGAGGGUGGCUGGAACGGCACGUCAUACCGGAGACCAGCUCUUUCCACAGCGUGUUUAACAUCCUGAGGGACGAGCUAGAGAUUGUGCUCAAAGGGGUCCUGGAGACUGACAACAAACAGGAUCGGGAGGCUUUUAAAAAGGCCAAAACCUUGUAUAGGUCCUGCAUGAACGAAAGUAUAAUUGAGCAACGUGAUUCCCAGCCUCUACUGAAACUCAUUGACAGUAUUGGAGACUGGCCUGUAGCUUCUGAGGAUUGGAACAGCACAGCAGAAGAGGCCUGGAGCCUUGAGGACACUCUAGCUGUUCUCACAGCCCACUACCACAAGAAAGUUCUGCUUGACAUGUUUGUGUGGACAGACGACCAGGACUCCAGUCGUCAUAUCAUUUAUAUUGAUCAACCAAGCCUUGGAAUGCCAUCAAGGGAUUACUAUUUCAAUGAUGGAAACUACAAAAAGGUGCGAGAAGCUUACCUGCAGUUUAUGGUCUCCAUGGCGAAGAUAGCCCGGGAGGAUAGGAACCUGACCCAAGAUGAUGACCGUGUGUGGGAAGAAAUGAUGCAAGUGAUGGAACUGGAGACAGACAUUGCUAACGCUACAUCACCUGCAGAAGAGCGGCAUGACAUCACUGUGCUAUAUAAUAAGAUGACUCUGAGAGAAGUACAGGAGAACUUUGGCCUUAACGGAUUUAACUGGACCAGGUUCAUGCAAGGUGUCAUGUCCACCGUGUCCAUUGAUGUGCAGCCAGAGGAGCAGGUGGUGAUCUAUGGCUCUCCUUACUUGGAGAGGCUGGGCGAUGUUAUUUCCAAACACCAGCGGAGGACAUUACAGAACUACUUGGCCUGGCUGCUCAUCAUGGAGAGGGUCAGCGGCCUUAGCCGUCGCUUCAAAGAAGUUCGUGCCCACUACAGAAAGGCCCUUUACGGCACCACAGUAGAGGAGGCACGCUGGCGGGAUUGUGUGCGUUAUGUCCAGGGCAACAUGGAGAACGCAGUGGGUGCCCUGUAUGUGAGAGAGACCUUCGCUGGUGAGAGCAAGCGUAUGGUCAGUGACCUUAUUAGAAAGAUUCAGGAGGCAUAUGUGGAGACCCUGGAGGAGCUGAGCUGGAUGGAUUCUCAGUCUAAGGAGAAAGCAAGAGAAAAGGCAAUGGCUAUUACAGAGCAGAUUGGCUAUCCUGACCAUAUCCUGGAAGAUGACAACAAUAAGCUGGAUCAGGAGUAUGCUCAUCUAAAUUUCAGUCAGGAAAAUUACUUUGAAAACAUCCUAGAGAACUUGCAGGCCGGUGCUCAGAAAAGUCUGAAGAAGCUUAGGGAACCUGUAGACCCUGACUUGUGGAUAAUCGGUGCAGCUGUGGUAAAUGCAUUCUAUUCACACAACAGGAACCAGAUAGUGUUUCCUGCUGGAAUCCUGCAGCCUCCUUUCUUUAGCGAGAAGCAACUCCAAGCUUUGAACUUCGGGGGCAUAGGAAUGGUUAUUGGACACGAAAUUACACAUGGCUUUGAUGAUCAUGGACGUAAUUUUGAUAAGGAUGGAAACAUGCAUAACUGGUGGAGCAACUACUCUGCCGAACAUUUCAAGGACCAGUCACAGUGUAUGGUGCAACAGUAUGGCAAAUACAACUGGAAGUUAGCAGGAGGGCAAAAUGUCAGUGGAAUUAGUACUUUAGGGGAGAAUAUUGCUGACAACGGAGGAGUGCGGCAGGCCUAUAAGGCGUAUAUGAAGUGGGUGGAAAGGGAAGGUGAAGAGCCUCGUCUACCUGGUCUUGACAUGGAUCACACACAACUCUUCUUUCUAAACUUUGCCCAGGUAUGGUGUGGUGCCUGUCGACCUGAAUACGCUAUUCAGUCCAUCAAGACAGACACACACAGUCCACUGGAAUACAGGGUGUUGGGCUCUCUGCAGAAUUUUGAAGCAUUUUCUGAAGCAUUCCAGUGUGAACCAGGGACUCCCAUGAAUCCAGAAGUGAAGUGUCGGGUUUGGUAG